CUCUGCGUGCCGGCUAUUCCUGCCCAAUGGUAGGUGCAUCUGGGCAUGAGCCACACUGCACAGCUUCUCCGCUCGCAGGAGCAAUUCAGAUCAGGCUCUGCUCUUCUCCUUUCAUCUCCAGACCUCUGAUUCCGACCCCGAAACAACCUUGUAGCAUCUUUGCGUUCCAUUCCAGUCCAUUGAGAAACCGUCGCCAACAUGGCCGAAGUCCUCGGAGCCGUAGCCAGCGGCUUGGCAGUAGCUGAGGUUGGCUUGAAAGUCGGAGGGACGGUAUGGAAGUUGAAGAAGUUAUGGCAGCAGGUCCAUGAGGUUCCAGAGACGAUUCAAGACUUGAUGAAGCAGAUUGAAAUCAUGGACCCCGUCCUAUGCGAUUUUGAAACCAACUUCGGCGUCCAAAAUGCCAGCCUAACGACUCAAAAUACCCCACAAUCGAUGCUGAGUGCCAAAUAUUGCCGACAAGCCUUCAAUGACCUGCGGGGUCUGAUUGAGGAGUUGGAUGGAGCCAUACAAGCAGAGAAAAAGGCCAGGAGGACCUUGGCCAAGAUGAGGGUUGUGCUCAAGAAAGAUGUAAUCAAGGGAUUAGGGGAAAGGCUAGACAGGGCAAUGAAGCUUUUACAAGGGGCUCAGACGAAUUAUCUUGUUACCAAUGCCAUGAUUACCGGGGCUAUGGUCACAAACAUAUGGACCGCUAUAACAGACAUACAGCAGGAGACCAGCAAAAAGAACUCUUCAGGCUGGACAGCAAAGCCACCUUUCCCAAUUAUCAGUCAGCCACUCCAUGAAUCUCGAGAACAAGUCCGUCGCAAAGGCAAUGGAGUUCGACGUCGAGCAAACAGGAUCUCUAUGCCCCAGCCGGAGCUCUGUCUCUUUGGCGCUCUUGUGUUUGAUAAGUCCGUGGCAGACAACGAAUCUACUUACGCUGUUCGCUUUCAAUUGCCUAAGUGGCUCUCCCACAAGGUGUGGGACGUUAUCAUCAAUCAAGCCUGCUUUGGCUGGCAAGCCACCCUUUCUACUUGGAACAUUGUGCCUGACGACUCACCCGGUCUGGUGUGUGUCAAGAAUGGUGACCUCGAUGGGCUUAUCGAUCUUUUUAAUCGAGGACUGGCUUCUCCCAGGGACUGCGAUAGCUUGGGAAAUAAUAUGCUUUUGCUUGCUAGUGGGUAUGGCGAAGCUCACAUUGUCCGAUAUUUUUGCGACACAAACCUGGAUCAACCCUACAUCGAAGCUGGUGCCUGUAGUAUUAGUUCUUGUUGGCCCUUGACACUAGUACAACGAUUGCCAAUCGAAUACGCGCAGCGAAUGGUUUCCCGAGGCUUGUUACAGUCAAUGACUGACGAAGUCGAAGACCUUGAAGUUCUCAGUGCACCGAUGUCGGAAAUCUCGCAUUGGGGGAAAUCAUUGACCAUUUCUUACAUGAUGUUUACAUCGCACAUGCCGGAAGUAUUUGAGCUUUGUUUUCGCACCUUGUUUCCUCUUUGGCACAAUCUCCCGCCGAGACGUAAACAGUGGAUCCUUAUGCAGGAUUGGUACUUUUCAUGUCGUUAUCCCUAUUGCCUUUACCUUUGGGGGAGCGUAGGUUUUCGAACAUGGACUGCUGAUGCUCUCCAACUGAUGCUCUUUCCUGACCGUCAUGUCCGGCCCAACGACGUACAGGCAUGGGCCGACGACGGUGCCUCGAUGUUGCACCAGGUUCUCUUCUACAUUCUGAGGUCCGAGUCUGACAUCGCGGAUCACAGUUGGAAGAUCCUGCUGAAGGAAAUAAUCGAAGCCACGGAAGACGUGCAUCACGGGCUGCAAGUGCCACGCUUCAGACGUUUGGGCAGUUGCAGUGCACUGGAAUUGGCACUUUUGUGCGCCCUACUGCGCAUUUUAAGAUUUGGACCGCACAAGUUGGACGGAAAGGGAUAUAGAUGGACUACCCGUCGUUUAUUGAAGCUAACCUUGAUGAAGCUUCAAAUGGCCAUGUCGAAUUUUGCGAGCUGCGGUUACGAUCUGUUGGAGUUCGGACGGCAGGAGUCAAAGACAUGGUUCAUCAAGCACCCCGCUGACCGGAACCGUAAUGUGGGCAACACAUUAUUUGUUGGGAUAGGUGAGAAACGUGGAGGUCUGUACGUCAGAUCCCUCCAUUACGGCUCAGACCCGAAAGACUGGUAUUUUGAGAUGGACUUCCGUUACGAACAUUACGUUGGGCAGUUUUGGAAUCGGCUGGAAAACCCACAUUUGUACAUGAUGCCGGGCGCGUGGAUAGAUUGACAAUGAGACUCGAUAUGGGGAUGGUUUAUACCAUCUUUAGAAUGCUCAUCUGGGUCUUGAGCGCUUACCACUGUAUGAAGGCGCCAUGUAUGUCCUCGGACGUAUACGUACUAGAAGCGAAACCACUUAGAAUGCUCAUACCUAGGUAAUACUCUCUGCGCCGUGGUCAUGUCGGCGCAAGAAUUGGCUAUGAUGCGCAGAGGUUCAUGGUCAGGCUUGCCAGUAGUGGGUC
This is a messenger RNA of Diaporthe batatas, 2485 nucleotides long. RefSeq lists its product as uncharacterized. The record is from RefSeq and is a predicted model, not a curated record. The coding region runs from base 199 to 2253 and encodes 684 amino acids. NCBI's taxonomy places the organism in Eukaryota, Fungi, Ascomycota, Sordariomycetes, Diaporthales, Diaporthaceae. The transcript has 4 exons.